Molecule: messenger RNA, 7905 nt
Organism: Labeo rohita (rohu)
Lineage: Eukaryota; Metazoa; Chordata; Actinopteri; Cypriniformes; Cyprinidae
Gene: gabra3
Product: gamma-aminobutyric acid type A receptor subunit alpha3
Exons: 10
Coding region: 217-1641 (474 amino acids)
Biological process (GO): regulation of postsynaptic membrane potential; monoatomic ion transmembrane transport; nervous system process
Cellular component (GO): neuron projection; postsynapse; synapse
Molecular function (GO): benzodiazepine receptor activity; GABA-gated chloride ion channel activity; transmitter-gated monoatomic ion channel activity involved in regulation of postsynaptic membrane potential
Source: RefSeq, a predicted model, not a curated record
CAGGCUUUCCAACGUUACUAGCGCUCCCCCACUACCCUCAUUUCAGCAUCUGAGGCAAAUACUUCAAAAUUCACCCAUUGGACAUGAAAGAAUUUACUGGAAAAUAAGUGGAAAGACAGAGGGGGAAAUCAUCUGCCAGAGCUCAGAAAGUGUCUGAAGUGCGUCGGAAGAAAAAAAGGAUUUAUCUCUGUUGAGGCGUUCAGAACUCAGAGCGAUAUGGCUGGCGUUCUCCGCAAGCUCGCAGCAUGCAUCCCCUGCGUGUGGAUCUUCCUCAUGCUUUUUGACCCCAGCUUGCAAACCGGGGCCGUAACAGGUCACAGAGAACCCAUUCCCGAUGACAGCAAAGACAACAUCACCAUCUUUACCCGGAUCUUGGACCGCUUGCUGGAUGGUUACGACAACAGAUUGCGUCCUGGACUAGGAGAAAGUGUGACUGAGGUGAGGACAAACAUCUACGUGACAAGCUUCGGACCAGUAUCAGACACCGAUAUGGAAUACACGAUUGACGUGUUCUUCCGGCAGAGUUGGCGGGAUGAGAGGCUGAAGUUUGAUGGGCCCAUGCAGGUCCUUCCACUUAACAACUUGCUCGCCAGCAAGAUCUGGACUCCUGAUACUUUUUUCCACAAUGGGAAGAAGUCAGUAGCCCACAAUAUGACUACACCUAAUAAGCUCCUGCGACUGGUAGACAACGGAACUCUUCUCUACACGAUGAGAUUAACCAUCCAUGCUGAGUGUCCUAUGCAUCUGGAGGAUUUUCCUAUGGAUGCCCAUGCCUGCCCGCUAAAGUUUGGAAGCUAUGCCUACACCAACAACGAGGUUGUCUACAUCUGGACAGCGGAUGAUGAGAAAUCUGUUUCUGUGGCUCCUGAUGGUUCUAGACUCAACCAGUAUGACCUGUUGGGCCAUGUCAUUGGCAAAGAGACCAUCAGCUCCAGUACAGGAGAAUAUGUGGUGAUGACAACGUAUUUCCAUUUGAAAAGGAAAAUUGGCUAUUUCGUGAUCCAGACGUAUCUCCCCUGCAUAAUGACCGUCAUUCUGUCUCAGGUCUCCUUCUGGCUGAACCGUGAGUCCGUUCCAGCACGUACCGUCUUCGGUGUCACAACUGUCCUGACCAUGACCACACUGAGUAUAAGUGCCCGGAACUCACUUCCUAAGGUGGCCUACGCGACAGCUAUGGACUGGUUUAUGGCAGUUUGCUAUGCGUUUGUCUUCUCUGCUCUCAUUGAGUUUGCCACUGUCAACUACUUCACAAAACGGAGCUGGGCCUGGGAUGGUCAGAAGGAGGCCCAGGAGAUGCGGAGACGAGAGUCGUCUUCCUUCUCCAAGAAGUCCAACAACACUUUCAACAUUGUGGGAACCACCUACAGCAUGAGCGUAGCCAAAGAUCCCGGACUGACAACCAUCUCCAAGAGCGCCACAUCCACGUCUACCCCAUCCCAGCCGGUCCGAGAGAUCCGACUACCCAAAAUGGAUGGUGAAUACGUGCCGGAGGGUGGAAGAAAGUCAUACAAUCGCGUCAGCAAAGUGGACAAGAUCUCUCGUAUCAUCUUUCCAGUGCUCUUCUUCAUCUUCAACCUGGCUUACUGGGCUACUUACGUCAACAGAAAGCCGACCAUCAACCGGUCCAGCCCACAGAAAUGAACAUGGCAAGCCAAAACAAAGAAAUGAAUAAACUGCCAGUCCAGUCUUAAUCUGCAACAUGAUGCUACUGCUACUGUGUUCAUUCUCCAUUCUUUUUUUAAACAACCAUGUCGAUACACAAUUCUAGUUAGUAGUUUGUUUGUUUUUCUAGAUUUGUAUGUGCCAUUUCAUGUGUUGCAUGAGGUAUGAAUAUUAAUUCUGACUGUAUUGCUGAUCUUGGACGGAUGGUCAUUACUUACCCGCUAAAGCCCCUCCCCCUCUCCACACACUGUGUAUCAUCAGGAGAAAAUCUUGGUUGUCGGUCGCCAUGGCGAGAUCCUGUAGCCUUUCAGCAGCCAGUAGCGAUGUCCGUAGGCGCAUCAUUACUAACUGUCUGUUGUUUGACUCUUUGCAAACCCAUCAGUAGUGUCAUCUAGAUGUGUGUUUACAUCCCCAUGGGUCUAUCAGUGCAUUUUCGUCCAGUGACUCUUAUUGUUUAAACAGCCUGAGCAGGCUCCAAGAUAAAGAAACUGUGUGCCUUUUUAAUCGCUCGCCGUAGAGAUGAAUAGUUUGGCACAUGCUGACAUUGUCUACAAGCUUACGCCUGCCUAAAGAAAACGUCAGUGCUGAUUGAACUCUCACAGGAUGGUAUUAAACUCAGAGCUGUCCUGCAUGCGAGUUGAUUUAGUGCUGACAGCCGACUGUAAGGCACUGGGCCAGCCUGCAAUGCUUUGUUUGUGGCCAAUACGAGCAGUGAGGAUCAGAGAAAGUAUUCAGCGAAUUAUCACACGGUAACAUGCUAUAAAGCAUUUCGGCUGUGUAGAAUAUAAAGAGGGGAUUUUAGAUUUGGGCCAGUGCCACACAGGAGGAACAUGCAUUUUCAUUACCUCACGCUGAAGAGUUGGUGGUUUUGGUAGAUCAUUACACUUUAUGUUUCGAACAAUACAGUAUUCAUGUUUGUGAAUGCACUAUUUUUAUUAAUAUGGAUAUUUGAAUUGUAAAAUCUUGUUAUUUUGGCAAUUGCAAGCCAAUAUCAUAGUUUCCUGUCUGUGAGAUUUCAUGCAAAAUGUAGAUGUAGUUUAAAUGCCAUGUUAAUUUAGGAUAAUAUGAGAACAUGCUCUCAACGUGGAUGUGUGCAUAUUUAUGUGCUGUUGUUCCCUUAUGAUUUUAUUUCUUUCACACAGUGCGUUUAAUUUUAUUACACAUCUCGUUUUGGAAAAACAAUCGUUUUGCAUUCACUUAGAAAGUGCCAGGUUUACAUGUGAAUUUAAAUAGAGACAUUUUUGUAGAUAAACUAAAAAGUUGCGUAAAGUAUGUACUUAUGUGACAGCAAGCUAUAUUAAGCAAAAAAACAUUAACCUUGCCAUUUCAUUCAAUUCAUUUCAUGAACAAUGUACACUAACAUUUACCUUUCUUUCUUUUUUUAAACAAUUGCUAAGACCCAGUUCUCAAUACUUAGGUCACUUUUUCUAAACUCUUCACACAAUUCUCCUUACCAGCUUUCUCCACUUGUCACAGCAGGGGCGAAACUGCCCACUUUUAAUUGUGGUCUGCCUAAUAAGUUGGUAAUUUUAUUAAGAAAUAAUAAUAAUAAACAUCUUAUUUUACUAUACUGUAUCUUUAUAUAUUUAGCUUUAAAUAUUAAAUGCCAGUUUUCAUGGUCAAUUACAGGCUGCUUCUUAGUUUUCCCUCUUCCUUUAGGUGCAUAGGCUACCCAUACGCUUCUCAAAAUGAUGAUUCGUCCGUUUCUGUUUGUCCCGCCCACAAUGCGCAUGUUUGAGGAGAUAAAUUUGAAAAUAGUGAAACAAAUAUCAAUACGUCCAUUCUAUAAAACGUAUAUAUUGACUAUUGACUAAAUUAAACCAGACUAGCUGCGUAAUGCAUUUAUAGAUUGGAAACUUUUGAGCUAAGCAUGUUUGAAGCAUGGUAUUAGCAUAGGUAUAGCGUUUGAUCAUCUAAACAGACACAUCCUUAGCGGAGAGAAACGCAUAAGCGUUGUGCAAGAUACUGUUCUCCACAGCAAACUGUAUAUUUGCAGCUGUACACAUUUCUAUGGUCCUCGAUGUUUACUGUUCUGUGAACGCAAUCAUCUGCGAAGCCCCGUUGUCUCAGACUGAGGUAAUGCUUUACAAUAAACUUCCUUAGGUUAACGUUAGUUAAAACAUUAACUAACAUUAACAAUGAGCAAUACAUUUGUUACAAUAUUUCUAAAUCUUUGAUAACGUUAUAGUUAAUAAAACUACAACUGUUCAUUGUUAUUUGUGUUAGCUCAGGUAUGAAUGUUAACAGAUACAACUUUUAAUUUUAAUAAUGCAUUACUAAAUGUUGAAAUUAACAUUAAUGUUAAUCAGUUAUUUAGAAAUAUUGUGUAUUGAACCUUUGCGCUGUAUUUUAAUGUUGCCAGUUCAACAUUUUUUUAAUGUAGUUUAUGUAGGUCCACCAAUAUAAAAAAAAAUUUGCCUCGUCCCUGUCACAGAAGCAAAUUUCACAUCCAAAAUACAUAAAAAAAAAAAUACCAAAACACAUCAUGCAUGUCUUAAAUCAGUUCAUUCGUUCAUAACUCUAGCAAAGGUUAUCACUCAUCCAACACACUUUGCAUUAUACAGUGCUGUCUAAUGUAAAAUGCAUUUACAAAACAAGAAUGAUAGGUCUCUACUAUGUAGAAUUCACUGCAGAAUAUGUUGCAUUGUCCAUGUUUACAGUUUUUAGUUUGUAUUAUGUGCCAAAGCAAUGGAAAAUGAUCCAUAGACUGCUGUUGUGCUCACUGUGUGAAGAGUUAUAAAAAGUGACCUUACUAUGGAGAAAUUUGUCCUAGGCAUUGUGAAAAACUGUAAUGUGGCAUAAAAUCUCACUCAUUAGUUUUCAAUCAGUGAAUUUAUUAGCAAAUAAAUAGAUAGGGCUCAUAUUUGUUGUAAUAUUCUAAAUAAGAUUUUUUUUUUUUUUUUUUUUUUUUUUUUUUCAUACAUUAGGAUGUGUUGUAAAUGAAUGCAUGACAAUCUCUUCAUUAGUUACAUCACCACAUAUGCUAAUGUUUUAUCUUUCUGAAGAAGGCUUUAUGUUUUUGUAUCUCAUAACGGCCCUUCAAAUAGCCAUAUACAAUAUCCGGAGCGCAUAUCCGUAGACUCCUUACAUCUCAUCUGAGCUAUAGUAGGGCUAGAUCAACUGAUGUUGCUUUUGAUUGUUGACACAGGUAGAACAAAUCAUAAAUAAAACCAUAUGUAAGAAGUAUAUUUAUAUAGGAAUUUAAAUCUAUUUAUGCUAACUACAUACAGUACCUGAUAGCAUACAUGAUCUAUGUUUUUUACAGUGUACGGUAUAACCCUUAUAGCAUCGGUACAACAUUGGGUAUAGCUAUCCCAGAUAGCACACGUACAUCUCUAAGACGUCUCAAAGAGUGCUUCAUUUGGAAAACAUCUAACAUCUGAUAAACAUCUUUUAAAAAUGCAGUUUUACAAGCAUUCUAAAAAUCAUAAACAUCUUAAAUCAGCUGUAUAGAAGUUGCAUACAGUUGCUUUGAGGACAUGUGUAAAUGUCUAGAGAUGAGCAAACUAAAAAAAAGAUCUUCCAGAUGAAAAUGUGCACAUAAACAGACAUGAUGUAGUCUACAUGUGCUAUCAGGGUAGUGGUAUGAUACUUUAUUCAAAUGUUAGAACAAGUAAAAGUUUUAAUUUUUUAUAUGUCGUCACUCCACUUGAAAUAGGAUACUUGGGAAAUGUAGUCGUGUUGAUUACCAUAAACAUUACUUCUGUAAACUAUGUCGGCAUACUUGUCUAAUAUGUCCGACAUCUAGAUUUUCACGUGCAAAUGAAGCCUAAUAUCAGUGAAACUUUUCUGUUCAAGAGGGUGUGUAAAAUGUACUGUAGUACAGCACUACAAAUACUAAUUGAUAAAGUUAUCACUGAUGAAUUCUGACUAAAAAACUUUCCAAAUUAUGCUGCUUUUGCUUAAACUAUUGCUUUAAAGCUGGUUUACACGUCCCCCUUUGGCCACCCUUGUGUGUAUUUCAGAUCUAAAGUUUCUGGAUCAUGUUGAAUGGUUAGCAUUUUGGCUACUAACACUAGUAAUAGUGCUAGAUGCUCUGCUAGAUGUGUGCAGUUUUCUAAAUGUUUAAUGUACAGUCUGCCAGGCUCUCUGUAUAUACUGUAUUAAAAAAGAAAAAAAUGAAUCCAGCAAUUUUUCUGCAUGUCCCAAAGCAUCUGACACAAUCUUGUGGUUAGUGGAGCUGGUAGAUGUAAUCUUGUUGAGUUUUCUGGUUUCCUUUCAUAAUUGUCUGGGUUUGAUAUGCGACUUGUUCUUUACAAAAUGCCUUAUUCUUGUUAUGGUGUGAUUAACUGAAGAAGGAAAGCUCAAGGACAUCAUAGGUAUGCAUAUUACAGGCUUCUAUUAUUGUAAUAUUAUUAAGUUGAGCGUUAUCUUCUAAGGACAGUGUGUUUUUUGUUGUUGUUGUUGUUGUUGUUUUUUUGGACGACAUCAAUCUUGUUCCUCUUGGUGGUUCGUCACGUCAUGCUUCUUGUACUCUGGCACAUGCUAGAUAUUUUGUUAUGUCGUGUUACACUGUGAUUCAAUGCCAAAAGGUUGAUAGAACAAGGACAUAGGUGACAUACAGUAGGCCAUGUCAUAGGGAAUGACUGAAAUCCCACUAAAUCUUGUUAGGACGAUCCUUUUUGACUUGUGGUUUAAGUCACCUUGAACACAGAAAACUGCUUUCUCUGACAUACCGAUUCAGUGUCCUCUGUAUCUGUGCAUUUUUGAGAUAAACAGUCUUCUGUUGUCGCACAGUUACUGAGAUGUGCAUCAUGGAUAUCCGUUUGCAAUAAAACUCAUACCAUAACUGUCAGUGCAGAAAAGAAAUUCAAAAUUAAUCUGAAGUGAAGUGCUGUGCUGGAGCACAAGUGAAUUGAUGAAGCUGCCUGCCUCAAAACAAACUGCUAUGUUUACGACUUGCUGCCUCGACCAUACAUCAUGAUUAUAGCCAAAUUAUCAGAUGUGCCAAAUGACCUUUAGAGAAAAGUGUGGGGGGGUAAUGAUUUGCCCAUGGAUAACGAAUAACGGUGGGUGUGUUUAUAUACGUACAUAUAAACAUACAUAUGUACGUAUGUGUGUCGUUUACUUUGAUAUUCUGUUUCUUGCACAAAAAAAAAUCAAGGGAGCAUUUGUGAUGGGUCAAUUUAAGAGACAAUGUUUUUUGCAUUUUUUUAUUUUAUUUAUUUAGUAAUUUAUUUAUUGUAGUUGUAAAGAAAGAUUGCUGUUCUUCCACAUUUUGGACUUAAUGAAACAGUUCAACUCUACACAAAUAUUAGAACAUAUACACUUCUAGUCGUACAAGUGUGAUGCAUGUCAUUGCAAUGCAAUCCAUAAUACAGUGCUAGUAUCCGUCGUAUUCUCAAGAUUGCCACAAGAGGCGCUAGAUAGUAAGCGUUAAUGUAAACUUGAGGGUUUUUUUUGUUUGUUUGUUUUUAAUAGCUAGCUAAAUAUCCCAACUGGUUAAGGUGCAAACAUUUAAGGAUAGCACCCCCUUUGAGUAUUAGGUCUGUUAUCAUCAAAUGUAACGCAAUAAUUUAUUUACGAUAGGAAACCUGUAACGCACUAGUAGAGCAUUUGCAUCUGCAUUUACAAACUUAUGUAAAAUAUGAUUUUAAGAUUGUGCACUUUGCUCCCCAUAUGACCCUCUUGCUAACAUGUUUGGUCAGCCUAGCUAGCACGUUUUACAGCUUAUUUUGUUGGUUGGUUCUGGGUUUGAGACCAAACAAUGAUUACAUAGUAUAUACUGAGAAGAAAGAUUUACAUUUUACUUAAUCAAGUUCCUAAUGAACUUUACUUACUUUGUAACAAGCAUGUUGCAAUAGAUUUCAAGUGGAACUGUUGUCAAACACAAAUGAAACCCAAGUUUCUUCAGUGAACCCUGGGUAAUUACAUAUAAUUGUGAGGUUAUGUACUUGGCUUAAGUGUGCAGAUUUCUGUGAGGUAUAAAAAAUGUAUGGACUUUAAUAUUUGCGGUGUCUUAAUGUAUGGCCAACUAGUAUGGAAUAAUUGGAGCUAAUUUUGUUCAAUCUAAAAGGUUUGUUCGGUUAUUUGACCCAUGGCCCUCCCUGCCACUGUGUAGCUCUAAGAAAGACUGUCUGAAAUGUUAUUUCUGUUAAAUCUUGACUUCAAAGUGUUUUGCUCUUAGAUUUUUUGUUGUGAAAGUUUGUUUGUGGAGCUAAUAACAGUAUUCUCGUGUUGUUUUCUAUCUUUAUGUGUCCUGGUUUGCUGUUCUUUACGUUGAAUAAAUAUUCAGUCCUUUCA